Molecule: messenger RNA, 1586 nt
Organism: Maniola jurtina (meadow brown)
Lineage: Eukaryota; Metazoa; Arthropoda; Insecta; Lepidoptera; Nymphalidae
Gene: Alg1
Product: chitobiosyldiphosphodolichol beta-mannosyltransferase
Exons: 4
Coding region: 136-1446 (436 amino acids)
Cellular component (GO): endoplasmic reticulum
Molecular function (GO): mannosyltransferase activity
Source: RefSeq, a predicted model, not a curated record
GUUGGUCUGUACUCUGUGACAUGAAAGCAAAAAAUUUCAAAAGUUUUUGUUUGGAUUUUAUUAGGUAUUUCAAAGGUUUUUACAAGCAUGAAUAAUUAAUAAGUUACUCAUAGUAAUCAUUUGAAACUAACAGCCAUGACGGAUCAAUCGUCUAGGAAAACCGUGAAAGUGGUAGUUUUGGGAGAUAUAGGAAGAAGUCCACGGAUGCAAUAUCAUGCUUUGUCCCUAGCUGGUUGCGGUCAUAGAGUGAAUCUUAUCGGUUACGUGGAAACACAGCCGCUUCCUGAAAUACUAGAAAAUCCGCUGAUAACAGUAACCAAACUCCACCCCUUGAAAGUCGAAAGAUAUCCCAAAAUUGUUCAGUAUUUCCUAAAAGCCUUAUGGCAAAGUAUAAGUAUGUUUUUAACGUUAUUGGUUACUGGAAAAUGCAGCUAUUUACUUUGCCAGAAUCCGCCUGCAAUACCUACUUUACCGGUGUGCAGAUUUUAUUGUCUUGUUACCCAUACGAAGUUUGUAAUUGACUGGCAUAACUAUGCCUGGUCUAUCAUGGCUCUGUCUUUGAAAUCCGACCAUCCACUUCUGAAAGUUUCUACUUAUAUAGAAAAGUUCUUUGGUCAGUCGUCUGAUAAUAACUUGUGUGUAACAUAUGCUAUGAAAAGGGAUUUGUUGGAAAAGUGGAAUAUAUUAGCAACAGUGCUGUAUGACAGACCUCCAAAAAUAUUUCACCCAAUAACACUGCAAGAGAAACACGACUGGUUCAUCAAAAUUGGUCAGCAAUACAAAGAGUUUAGAAGUUCAGAGUAUGACAGUGGAGAUUGCAAUCGGACUGCAUUUACUGUUGUAGUAGAUAAUGCUGUAAGAUUAAGGUAUGAUCGACCAGGACUUCUGUUUAGCAGUACUAGCUGGACGCCGGACGAAGACUUCAGUAUACUAAUGGAGGCUUUACAAGUUUAUGAAACAAACUACAAUUUAUCACAGAAGCUGCCAAAACUUAUAUGUGUGAUAACGGGUAAAGGACCCAUGAAAGAGCACUAUACAAAGCAAAUAGCUUCUCGCAACUGGGAACAUGUGGCUGUGGUGACCCCAUGGCUUGAGGCGUGCGACUACCCUACAAUGGUAGCUAGCGCAGACCUUGGGGUCUGUCUACACACUAGUUCCUCGGGUCUAGACCUUCCUAUGAAGGUUGUUGACAUGUUUGGUGCAGGGUUACCUGUUUUAGCCUGUGAUUUUAAUUGCCUUGAUGAACUAGUGCAUGAUGGUGAAAAUGGCUAUGUAUUUAAAACUAGUGAUGACUUAUCCAAGCAAAUUGUGUCAUGGUUUGAAGAGUUCCCUAAUAACACUAAUCAAAACAACAUUGCAGAUAGUAUGAGAGAAAAACUAGCAAAAUUCCAGGAAUCCAGAUGGGAAGAUAAUUGGAAUUUGAGAGCUAAAAAAUUCUUUGAAUGACAAUGUUAAUUCUAAUAGAUGACUAAUAGUAUAGUUAGGCAUAUAGCAAUUUAUUAUGUGAAUUUUUGUGAUACAUUAAAAUAUUUUUUUUAUUAUUGAGAAUUGGUGAAAGAUAUAUGAAUAAAUAUUUAUACAUUAAA